UAGGACUCUUAUUUUGAAGUGUGUAACAGCGGUUACAGUUGCAGAGUCGGUUGCUCUGUUUCGGGUAUGGUUACAAGUUGUUAGCAGGUCUAAAGAAGGGACCACAAUGUUAUGCAGUAUUCGAGGACUCGGUGCUUCAGCACUGGGUUUGCUGGCUUUGGUUUUCUUUGAAACUGUGUCCAAUGCACUUGCCAGUAGAAACUUUGAAGAUGUUCGUUGCAAGUGCAUCUGUCCUCCCUACCGUAACAUCAGUGGCAAUAUCUAUAACAGGAAUGCUACCCAAAAGGACUGUAAUUGCCUGCAUGUAGUGGAGCCCAUGCCUGUUCCUGGUCAUGAUGUGGAGGCUUACUGUCUGCUCUGUGAGUGCAAGUAUGAGGAACGCAGCAGCAACACCAUCAAGGUCACCAUAAUCAUCUACCUGUCUGUGGUCGGCUCUCUUCUGCUGUACAUGCUGUUUUUGCUGCUGGUGGAUCCGCUGAUCCGCAGACACGAUCCGUACCUGCAGCCACUGCAGAAUGAAGAGGAUGCUGAGGAAGCCAGGCCUCACGUGAGUGGUCCUUCAGGCAGAGGGAACACGGUUCUGGAGCGAGUGGAGGGGGCUCAGCAGCGCUGGAAGAAGCAGGUCCAGGAGCAGCGCAAGACCGUGUUCGACCGUCAAAAGCUGCUCAGCUAAACUCUCUCAGAGGCAGAGUGAAGGUGAUCUCUCAGUUUAAUGGUUUUAUUCCUUGGUUUAAAACAGUGGGGCCGCGUUCUCAUACAGUGAGCUUACUGAGGCAGUUUGCUUAGUUUUCUGUUGGCUGACUAAAGAAAUGUGCUUUUAAUUAUCUAUUAAUGUAUUGAAUGAAGCACCAAAGAGGACCAGCUAAUGUUUAAACACUGGUAAGAUAUUUAACCUGAAGUUUUGCUUGUAAAUGCAUCCAUGUAUUAAUCUGUAGGCUGUUUAGCAGCCACAGGUCUGGGGAACACUACAGCUCUCACAUUCUCAUUUUUCCCUAAAUGUGGCAGCAAUGCUUCAAUAUAUUUGUAUAUAAUACAGAGAAUUAUUGAAGUAUGGAAUUUUUUUUUGGUUAGAAAUCAUGACUAAGAAACUCAGAACUCAAGACACACUAAUGCAACAAUAUGGGGAGUUUUUUGUAAUCAAUCAAUCAAUCAAUCAAUCAAUUAGAUUUCACAUAAAAUAAACUACAAGGUAAUAAAGAAAAAACUUUAGGAUGACAAUUAUACACUUUAACCCUCUAGGGUUCAAAAACUCGCCAGCCAUCUUAAUGUUUCUAUUAAAAUAUUUGAGAUAAUACCGCACAUAAAUACGAUUCAAAACGUUUCCAAUUGCUUAUAGCACUGUUAAACCUGAGAGAGCACUGCAGAGGAAAAGAGUAAUAAAAGAGUUUUUAAGGGUUCCGAAAGGUUUAUAUAUAUAUAUAUAUAUAUAUAUAUAUAUAUAUAUAUAUA
Astyanax mexicanus (Mexican tetra) is the source of this 1449-nucleotide messenger RNA. It is a transcript of the gene tmem9, whose product is annotated as transmembrane protein 9. The coding region runs from base 107 to 673 and encodes 188 amino acids. The record is from RefSeq and is a predicted model, not a curated record. The transcript is spliced from 6 exons. Lineage: Eukaryota; Metazoa; Chordata; Actinopteri; Characiformes; Acestrorhamphidae. Gene Ontology annotation, cellular component: lysosomal membrane.